Molecule: messenger RNA, 4531 nt
Organism: Mauremys reevesii (Reeves's turtle)
Lineage: Eukaryota; Metazoa; Chordata; Testudines; Geoemydidae
Gene: NRARP
Product: NOTCH regulated ankyrin repeat protein
Exons: 1
Coding region: 733-1077 (114 amino acids)
Cellular component (GO): cytoplasm
Molecular function (GO): enzyme inhibitor activity; phosphatase regulator activity; protein binding
Source: RefSeq, a predicted model, not a curated record
UCCAAUCACCGUCUUUCUUCCCCGCCCCUGUGGAUACGGGGAAGCGUCACAGACGUGCUAUUGUUAUGCAAAUAAAAGGCUGCCUAAAAGGAGCUGCCCAGGGUAUCCUGCCCGCUAAAGACGCCCAGGGAAGUGGCUGAGGGGAGGGGGGUUCGCCCGGAGGGAGCACUAAGGAACCGGGGGGAUCUGCUACGAGACGAGAGCCCCUCUCUGGGAUAAGCACGGAGCUUCCCCCUGGCUCCGGGCGCAGCACCAGAGACUCCGAGCACCGGGAGCCAGGCAAGCCGGGCUCCGGCUGGAUCCGCAGCCGGGGCGGAUAGCAGCAGCGGCGGCAGCAGCAGGGCGCUUGCCGGCCGGCCGCCAGCCUCACGCACCCUGGGAGCCGCACGGAAGCUGCUGGGCCGCGCUCGGCGGGGGGGCGCGCAGCUGUACCGCGGGGGAGCUCGGUGCCCAGGGGGUCUCUUAGCCGGGCCUGAUCCGAGCUGCCCCGCGCCCCGGCCCCCCGCCGCCGCCACGCUCGGAUCUUUGCUGGCUUCCAUGAGCGUCCGCGCCCAGGGACUUGUCCGGAGGCCGCGCUCUCAGCCGCAGGGUGCCCCGCUUGCGCGCCGAGCCCCCGCCCCUAGCUUGGGGCUCGCGGAGCGCCCGUGCCGAGCUGGGUGAGGCGGAGCGGGGCACGGAGACCUGCGCCCGCCCGGCACCGCUGCGCCCGGAUCCAGCUGCCCGGCCGCGGCCAUGAGCCAGACGGAGCUGUCCACCUGCUCGGCCCCGCAGAGCCAGCGCAUCUUCCAGGAGGCGGUGCGCAAGGGCAACACCAAGGAGCUGCAGUCGCUGCUGCAGAACAUGACGAACUGCGAGUUCAACGUGAACUCGUUCGGGCCCGAGGGGCAGACGGCGCUGCACCAGUCCGUCAUCGACGGCAACCUGGAGCUCGUCAAGCUGCUCGUCAAGUUCGGCGCGGACAUCCGCCUGGCCAACCGCGACGGCUGGAGCGCGCUGCACAUCGCCGCCUUCGGGGGCCACCAGGACAUCGUGCUCUACCUGAUCACCAAGGCCAAGUACUCGGCGGGCAGCCGGUGACGCUGCUCCGGGCCCCGGGGAGCGGCGCGCUCCGCAGGACAGGCUGGGCUGGCGGGGCGAGGACCGGGGCCGCGUCUGCUCCGACCGCUCGGGUCGGGGAGCGGAUCGUGCCCCGGGGCGCACGCACACGGCUCCCCGCCCGGGGCUGCGUCCUGCCCCACGCUGGGCGCCCUGCGGACUCCAGCCUCGGGCUGCCGCAGGGGCCGCCCUGGGCUGCCGCGGGUGAGGCGGGGGGCAGGACCCGGCCCUCCGGGAGAUGGGGGACCUCUCCGAGGGGCGGGCUGGGCCCUUCCUCAGCCCCGGCUGCCUGGCCCGGGACAAAGGUGCCUUCCUAAAUCGAGUCCGCUGGCACGAGCUGCGGGCGGCCCCUCCCCAGGUGGGGUUGGCCGGCCGCUGCGGGGUGCGGGAGCAGUGACUGACCCGCCUGGGGCCCCGGCUGCCAGACACGCCGACUCGGGGCGGGCACUCAGCCGCAUCGCCGGACCCAGGGGAGACGUGGGGGUUGGGCUGAUUGUUUAUUUUUGUUUAAAUGACAAAGCUGCUUGGACUCCAUGUUUUUUGCAAAGAAAUCUGGGGCCCACAAAGAUUUUACUGAAAAACCAUUUAACUGCUUUCAAAGGGGUUUUGUCUUUCAAGGGUUUUUUCUCCUACUGUAAUUUUUCUAUCUUUUUUUUUUUUUUUUUUUUGCCAUCUACCUCGGCUGCGCUCACAGUAUUCACGGUUUCAGUCAGAGAUCUGGUCAGAUGCUUUAAAGUGCACUCACAUUUUCCCCUCCCCCCCAAAUUUGGUGGCUUGUCAGUCCUUGGAAGCUGUCCCCGAUUUUAAAGUAUUCUGGCUCAGAAGUGACGUCAUUUCAGCAUUUUUAACAGAUCAAAAUGUAAUUUGUUUAAAACCAAUCGGUGCUUUUUUUUUUCCCAAAAAAAAUGCAAGUUCUAAACUGUAGCAUGAGCAAAGGUUCUGUCUUUCAUGAGUGGGGUGGGUGGCUAAGCUGACCUAUAUUUCCCUGUAGCAAAGAGUGUAAAAGUGUCUCUUUUGCAGUCUUCUCCCAUUGUUUUUACACAGUAACUGAUCUUUAAUUUUUGAGGCUCUAUAUUGGAAUAUGACACACUAUUUCCCCCACCUGAUCUCUCUUCUUUUUUUAAAUUUCCUUUUGAGUGUAUGAUCCAGCCUAGGCCUAGGCCUGCUAAAAUCACAGGAAAGACUUUUGAUCAUUUUAUAUUUUUCUUUUUAAAAUAUAAUACUGGCGGGAUUAGGAAAUCCUGGAUUUAAAACAAUAAAAUAAAAGUGAAAUGAAAUAAACGCUAGAGGCAGAGGAAUUGCUUUUGCACAGAAAAAGAGUGUGAGCACCCCCUGCAGUCUAGGAGGAAAGUUUCAAGAACAACCCGAAAACUACUGAGAAAUAAUUUGGGAUUAUUAUUUUUUUUUUUAAUUUUUUUUUUGGUGAAACUUGGCUAACACUUCUCAAUGCAGAAUGAUUCCAUCUGACUUUAUAUAAAUGAAAGGGAGGAAGAAGAGGAACCCAUCUUAAACUGCAUUUGGAAGUGACUGCACAUAUAAUUGCAAUGCUGCUUUUUGUUGCCAUGGCACAACAACAUCCAUUUUAAAAAAUGCAGAAAAUUUCAGAAGUCUCCUUUCCACUGUUGAUCUUUUAUCCCUCUGUUUGUCUGCACUAAAAACCCUUAUCACUGCCAUCUCCUCGCUAUCCUCUCUUAUUCCCCUUAUCCAAACCCUUACAGUUAAAAAAAUAGUUAUCUACUUUUUUUUGUUGUGUUAUAACUAUUUAUCAUAUAUGUAUAUAUUUGUGGGUGAUGUUUGUGUGCCUGGUUUUGUUUGAAGCUAUCUGUGAGUGGUUCAAAAGUACGGUUUGGAAAAUAUGCAUUUUUUCUAGUCUUAAAACUAAACUUGAGUCUGCCAUGGUUUUUUUGUUUUGUUUUGUUUUUCAUUGCACUGAAUAUUCUGCUUUGUCUAUGAUGGUUUCACCUGCAGUUUUUUCUCUCUUAAACAAUUUAUAUGAUUAAAAAGCUCCAGAUUAAAAAAAAAAGUCCUUUGAAAGUGUCUAUUGUUAAUGCUGUAAUUUACAAGGAACUUCUUAGUUUGCAAACUUUCUCUGUGAGCGUUGAAGAUGGUGUUAAGCACUUUUGUUGGUGCUUCUCUGUUAUAGGGGGGAACAAUAUCUUUUCUGAUGAGGUUUUAUUAUAGUUACCAGAUGGUUGCACAUUUUUUUAAAAUAAAUGGAUUUGCCACAAUAAUGUCAUAACAUUUAUGACAUAAUAUUAAAAAAAAUAGUGUAUUUUAAAGCCAAGUUCUAGAUUGAUUUUUUUUUAAAGAAAUCUUGGUUAUAAACCCAAUUCUAAAGGGAGUUCUGUCCAGUGUUGUAAAGACAACAUAAUGUAACCCAUAUUUAUAUUUUUAUAAAAUACCUAUUAAGACUGUGAAUCUCUUGUGUGAAUUGCUAAGUGAGUUUAAGAAAAGUGUUGUUCCUCUUCAGCUUCUUGGAGCUUUAGGCAUGAUUAGAAUUUGAAAAUUGUACAUUGGGGAAGGGGGUUUGCUCUGAAAUUGUGCGUUGAUGUAUUUUUGCAUCACUUUUUAAAAAAUUUAUUUUACUGAAAAGCUGCUGCCUUUCCUAGUCCCUAUAGUUUCAAUUUUCUAUGCAACCCCACAAACCCCAUAUAUAUUUUGUUAUCCUGAGAAAUAAAAGGGAUGCUGAUUUAUUCAAAUUUAAAUGAGGUUUUUCUCCCCCCCUCUUGUUUGGCUCAUAGUGCUGCUGACCCUUCAUGCCAAAAUGGCGAGUACAAGAAAAAAGACAGGUUGGGGGGAGGCUCUUUUGUGCAUGACUGGACACCUUUUGGCAGUCAUCUUUGUUGUUAUUAUUUUUGUAAGAAGAAUAUAUUGCUAAUGUCAGUGAAAUAAGCAGACAUUGAAGCUGAUGCACAGAUUGCUCCAGAAAGGAGUUUUUCUGUAGAUUUUUCUCUAGAUGCGAAUACCUUUUUUAAUUAUGUUAAUUAAUGUUAAGAAUUUUUAGGCUUAUAUUGAAGCUGUAUGUGGGUCACUAUAUGAUCAUUUCUAACUGGAUAAAGUCUGUACAGUACAGCAUAUUCCUGAGUGUAUGAUAUAGACUUGUAGCCCCAGAGUGAGAAAUUUAUAAAUAAAUUUUUCAUUGAUCUUUUUAUAAAAAAAAAAGUGGCUUUUUGGUUUGUUCUUUCCCACACGUACAUCAGUGAAGUUACAGGCGUGGUAGUGACAACUCCUCACGUGCCUGGGACAAGAAAGCAGUUCGCUACAUUGCAAAGGGAUUGCUCCCAUCCAGUGUUAAAAAUGUUGAUCAGAAGCUUGUGUUGUACACUGCCUUUCAUCCAAGUGCCCUUGAAUGUAUUUGAAAACCCAGAACAUGGAAAGCCAACACAUUUGUUGAACUCUGGAGUAAAUAAAGAUUUGUGAAGUGUUUCCAAGCAAC